AUGUCCGAUUCUUCUACUAACAACAGUACUAAUGAUCAUCAAAUAGACGCAAUUGAUGAGGCCGUGAUCGAAACAGUGGAAUAUCUACUCGAGAACAUCGAGCUAGACCCUGCUUUAGUUCAAAGCAGUUCAAAGGGUAACGCUGACCCAGACUUAUCCACUGUUCUCCAGUCGGCAUGCGUUCCUCCACAACCGGACGAAAUCGCCAAGGAAGCUAAACCAGAAGCCAAGACCGUGUCUAGUCAGUAUCAGCACGAUGACGAUCGCGACAUAUUCAAGUUGAAAACUGUCCAAUUCAACUCAAUUAAAACGUCCAUCGUUACUCAAAAUCUUAACGGUCCAUGUCCAUUAAUAGCACUCGUAAAUGUGCUUGCUUUGAAAGGACUAACGAAACUUCCAGCAAAUGGACACGUAACGAGGGACGCACUUACCCACUUGGUUGCAGAUGCUCUUCUCCAGAUGCGGCCUGAAAACAUGACCACUCACGUAGAGAGUAACUAUGAUAGAAACUUGGAUGAUGUAAUAAACCUCCUUCCGGAUUUAGGACGCGGAUUAGAUGUGAAUGUCAGAUUUCGUCACGUCACUGACUUUGAGUUUACUCCCGCACUAUCUUUAUUUGAUCUACUGCGUGUCAAUUUAUAUCAUGGAUGGCUCCCUGAUCCCCAGUUUGUAGAAAUAAGAAAGGCUGUUGGAGAUUUAACCUACAAUCAGCUUGUGGAACAAAUUUGUGACGAAUCAAACUACAAUCGAUUGUUACUGCAAGAGUUUUUGGAAGAAAAUGUCACGCAACUGACUUAUCAUGGAUUAAUUGGUCUCAUGGAGGCAAUGCAAGAUGGCGAACUAGCCGUGUUAUUUCGAAAUAACCACUUCCAUACGAUACAUAAAAGAAAGGAUCUACUUUACUUACUCGUGUCCGACAGUGGCUACGUUAACGAGCCAUCCAUUGUUUGGGAGUCCUUCAAUAAUGUUGACGGAAGUUCGAUUUUCUUCGCAAGUGACUUCACUGUUGGCUCUCCUCGCACCAGUAGUGCUACAAAUGAAUCCCAGGGAGUGUGCUCCACCGAUGUCGAUUUUUUGAUAGCCCAAGAGAUGCAAGCUUGCGAGGAAGAACUGGCUAGACAAGAAGCUGAAAAAGCUGCCGCUCAAAAAGCUGCAGCACAAGCUCAGCGUUAUCCUUCUCCUACAGAGGAAAGACGAGAUAUCUUGUCAAUUGAUCGUAUCUACUACUGUAACUCCAAUUUUUGGAAGGGGAGCCCGGGAUGGGUACACGAAUCGUUCGCUACUGUAAAAGAGGAUUUUGUUGUGUAUACUUUUUCUAAACACGCUCCAGUUAUGAGAGAGCCACACACAGAAAUAGCAGACCGGUUACUGCAAAUACAGGGUCCAAAGACAAAAAGUGCACAAUCUCGUGAACGCACACAUUGCCUAACGCAUUCACACUGCUGCACCCAAUAUCCGGUACUUAUGCCAAGAGAUACAUCAGGUCCAAGCCGAAAUAUUUGUCGAUAUUUUGCCAGUGGUUGUUGUACUCAGGGUGAUCAGUGCACUUACUCACAUGACAGGAAUAGUCGGCAGAUCUCGUCUGUAGAUAUUAUCAACGUGGCAGGGGUGAUUAUAGGCGAUUUUUUGUCAAAGGUCGCGUAUGUGUUGACGGAAUGUUUAAAGCAGCAUGAGCUAGCCAUGGAACAAGCAUUUGCUGAAGCAAAGAGUAUAGGAAAAUGCUGUGGGAUUUGUAUGGAAAACAUCAUGGAAAAGGAAGGUGUGUCUGCAGAAGGCUGUCCUUUUGGAAACAAGUGCUUCUACAAGCAUCAGCUCCCAGAUGGUUCCAUUGACCCUGGAGAAGAACCACAUGCAAGAAGGAAACCUUAUCUAGCUGAUUUUAUUUUCAACAGGACAAGAACGGAUUCAAAUGAGGACGAAGCACUGGACGAGAUCACAGCAGAUUUACUAGAUAACGAUUCAUAUUUGAGAAAUUUCUUCAUGAGGCUUCACCUUGAGCCACCUCUAGUCUUUUUGGGAUCUCUAACGACAAUGUACGAACGAAUACUAGAUGAGGGAGAAGUUGCAAGAGACAUUGUCGAUGCCAUUCGUGCUACCACCGAUGCGCCACUGUACGCGUGUAUUGACGCGGCCAGAAGCUGUAUGACUGUGAUGGCGCCAUUCAUACAAGACGAGUCUUUCUCACGAAUACAAAAAGCAGUCCGUGAAUAUAUUGUAUGUGCGAACGAUUGCUAUGAUUAUCGUCUCCUCUCUCAAAUAAAGGGACAGUUGGCUAUGAUAUUCAGUGAGAAAGACGAGCUCAGCUUCUCCAGUGAGCAGGAUGACAACAUUCUCAUCAAAUACCUUCGAGCGUUUUCCGACUGCGUGACGAAGACCGAUUCAGGAGUAGUCAUGGAGCUGAUCACAGCAGAUGAUUUCGAAUGGCUGAGUCAUCUCAUUAAUGUGUAUCAAAUGGAUCAGAACGAAAGUGUCCGCUUGGAAGGGCUGUGUUGUAUCUCAUCUUUGGUCGACGCUUGCCAUAGUCUUAUUCCCUUCCUCCUCAAUUCACGGCUUCCAGAAGUAUUGGCUUUGGAAUUUCAAACCGUUGAUUCUACGCUGACGGAUUUGCAUUUAAUCGCCCUAAAACUACUCACGAAGAUUUAUUCAACUGACAGACCGCCUCCCCUCAACCACUUCGGUAUGCGCGAGAUUGAGUUCUUCGAUUGGAAUUUCUUCAUGAAGAUUAUUGGACAUCUGAAGGAGCAUCCGUCCGAGAUACUUGACUACAUGGUUAACUUUAGCUAUCUUAUCCCAGAAGGCAUUGAUAACGCGGUGGUACUCGCACUGGAAUCUAACCCUUGUCCGCUUCUUGGACAGCUUUUGGUGAAAGUUGUAAACGAAGAAAUAAGCGAUCGCCGGCUCAAGUUCUUCAUAGACAUUGUUGAACAUGGUGCUUUGUACAAAGAAUUAUUUUAUGAAAACGAUCUCGACGUCUUGUCGCAUGUAGUUGCAAGAGAACUUGGGAACUCUGAAGUUGCACAAGUUCGUUCUCGUUGCAUGGAGUGUAUUGCCCGAUUGGCAGAAAUAGGUCACUGUGAUCGAAUGGUACGGGAAGCCGUCGAAAACUUCGAUCUCGACGAAGAGUUGCGUUCACAAACUUUGGCAGUCAUAAAUAGGAAUCACUCUUGA
Molecule: messenger RNA, 3168 nt
Organism: Ostertagia ostertagi
Lineage: Eukaryota; Metazoa; Nematoda; Chromadorea; Rhabditida; Trichostrongylidae
Source: the annotation of a GenBank genome assembly